CUAUCUUUACCAAGCACGCCAAUGUGGAACAUUGAAACUCCUCCCUUCUGUUUCCGUUGGUUUUUUUUUGGGCCAACCAACUUUCCCGGCAAAGGGAAGGGCACAUAACCGCCGGAUCAACCGACCGAACCCGCUGAAAUGUCCAAACUGCCCUUUCCGUUCCGAAAGCUCGGCCUCCCCCUCCUCUUCCUCUCUCUUCUCUCCAUACCCUUUUGUGUAAUCUCACAGGGUCAGGCCACAGAUGAGCUCGCGGCCCUGCUGAACCUGAAGCAGCAGUGGGGCAAUCCACCUGCUCUCCAAUCGUGGACCUCAUCGUCUCCGACACUGUGCGGCUGGCCGGAGAUCAACUGCACCGGCGGCUCGGUCACGGGACUCCUCCUCGAGGACAUGAACAUCACCGAGCCGAUCCCGCCUUCGAUUUGCGACCUCAAGAGCCUCACUCAGCUUAACCUCUCAUGGAAUUACAUUCCUGGUGGAUUCCCAAGGGCGCUGUAUAACUGUUCCAAGCUUCAAAUCUUGGACCUUUCUCAGAACUACUUCGUGGGUCCAAUUCCUAGUGACAUUGACCAGCUCUCGGGCCUCACCUACUUGGAUGUCGGCGGGAACAAUUUCUCCGGCGACAUUCCAGCGGAGAUAGGGCGGUUGCGGGGGCUGCAGACCCUGAACUUGUACCAGAAUCAGUUCAAUGGCACGUUUCCCAAGGAAAUUGGGGACUUGGCCAAUCUUGAAGUUCUGCGCAUGGCCUAUAAUGACGAGUUCGUGCCUGCAAUGAUACCCAAGGAAUUCGGGCAGCUCAAGAAGCUGAGGUUCCUGUGGAUGAAGCAGUGCAAUCUGAUCGAUGGAAUUCCUGAGAGCUUCUCGAACUUGUCCAGUCUCGAGCACCUGGAUCUGUCCGGAAACGCGUUGACAGGCGGCAUCCCUGGUGGGUUGUUUUCUUUACAGAACCUAAGCUAUGUGUAUCUGUUCCAUAACCAAUUGUCUGGUGCAUUACCCACCUCUAUUUCGUCGAAGAACUUGAUCGAGAUCGAUCUAGCUAUGAACGACCUGACCGGCUCGAUCCCGGAAGAUUUUGGGACGUUGCAAAGUCUCCGCCUUUUGAAUCUGUUUUGGAAUCAAUUGUCAGGCCACAUACCGGUGGGUAUAGCCCAGCUUCCUUCGCUUAUAGAUUUCCGUGUUUUUGACAACAAGCUGAGCGGUGUGUUGCCACCCGAGUUUGGCCUAUAUUCGCCGCUGGAAGCCUUCGAGAUCUCGAAUAAUAACCUCAGUGGUGAGUUGCCGAAAACUCUGUGCACUAAUGGUGUCUUGCUAGGUGUUGUUGCUUACUCCAAUAAUCUGAGCGGACAAGUUCCGGAAUCACUCGGGAACUGCAAUAGUUUGCGGACAAUUCAGCUUUACAACAACAACUUCUCCGGUGAACUUCCUUCGGGCAUUUGGACGCUGCUCAAUUUGUCAAGCUUGACGGUAAGUCAAAACUCCUUUUCGGGUGGUCUUCCGAGAAAGCUUGCAUGGAAUUUGUCUAGAGUGGAGAUCAGCAACAACAGAUUUUCUGGCCCAAUUCCGGCCGAAGUCUCUUCAUGGUCGAGUCUAGCGGUCUUGAAGGCGAGCAACAAUCUGUUCUCUGGCAAUGUCCCUGAAGAAUUGACUAGUCUUUCUCGACUUAUCGUUCUAUCAAUGGAUGGCAAUCAACUUUCUGGUGAACUCCCUUCAAAGAUCAUCUCCUGGAAGUCACUAACGAGCUUGAAUUUCUCAAAGAAUAAUCUCUCUGGCCAAAUUCCUGCAGCACUAGGUUCGUUGCCCGACUUGCUCGAUCUUGACUUAUCGGAUAACAAAUUCUCAGGCGUGAUACCCCCAGAAUUGGGCAACUUGAGGCUUACUACUCUUAAUUUGUCGUCCAAUCGACUCGGUGGUAGAAUCCCAGAUGGUUUCAAUAAUCUGGUGUAUGAAAAUAGCUUCUUGAGCAAUCCUGAUCUAUGCGCUGGGGAUCCGAUGCCGAACAUCAGAAGCUGCUAUACCAGGAGCAGUAAAUCCAACAAGGUUCCUUCAAAGUAUCUCGCCCUGAUUCUAGUUCUAGCAAUCGCCGCAGUCCUAGCUGCUGUUCUGUUCGCCUUGUUCGUGAUCAGAGAGUACUGGCGGAAGAAGCUCAGGCGCGACCUCGCAACUUGGAAGUUAACUUCGUUUCAGAGGCUCGGGUUCACGGAAGCGAGCAUCUUGUCCAAUCUAACGGACAAUACCAUCAUAGGAAGCGGCGGCUCAGGCAAGGUGUAUCGCGUAGCGGUUAACGAUUUGGGCGACUACGUAGCUGUCAAACGGAUUUGGAACAGCCGAAAGUUGGACUGGAGACAGGAGAAAGAGUUUGCAGCGGAAGUCGAAAUACUCGGCUCUAUCCGCCAUUCCAAUAUUGUGAAGUUGCUGUGCUGCAUUUCGAGCGAGAACUCGAAGCUGCUCGUGUACGAGUACAUGGAGAAUCAGAGUCUGGACAAGUGGCUUCACAGGAACAAGAGGGCGUCGACAUUGAAAGGGAGCUCCCCACGCCGGGCCCUGCUGGAUUGGCCUACGAGGCUGCAGAUCGCUAAAGGAGCUGCGCAGGGCCUGGGCUAUAUGCAUCAUGACUGCUCUCCCCCGAUCAUACACCGCGAUGUGAAGUCGAGCAACAUCUUACUGGAUUUCCAGUUCAAGGCCAAGGUGGCGGACUUUGGACUGGCCAAGAUGCUGGCCAAGCAUGGCGAGUCUCACGACAUGUCCGCCGUGGCAGGCUCGUUCGGUUACUUCGCCCCAGAAUAUGCAUAUAGCACGAAAGUGAAUGAGAAGAUCGAUGUGUACAGCUUUGGAGUCGUGCUCCUAGAACUGGUGACCGGGAGGCAGCCCAAUAGCGGGGACGAGAACACGAGCCUCACAGAGUGGGCGUGGCGGCACUAUGUGGAAGGAAAGCCGAUCACCGAUGCCCUCGACGAGGAGAUCAAGGAACCAUGUAACGUAGACGAGAUGGCGACCGUUUUCAAGCUCGCGCUCGUCUGCACUAGCAGAUCGCCGUCCACGAGGCCUCCCAUGAAGGAGGUCCUUCACAUCCUCCAGAAAUGCAGCCCCUCGGAUGGGAAAAAGGUCGGGCCCGAGUUCGACUUCACGCCCCUGCUCGGAACCGCUACGUAUCUUUCCAGUUACAGGCGGAGCAAGAAAGCCGACGAUAGCUUAGUCUACAGCGCGUAAUUCGAGCGGCCGGUACGGCGCAGAACGGUGGUAUCAACAUAGUGUGGAGAGGUCAGAACUUUGGAAGUGCCAGGACACAAUGCAUUCGCGCAGUCGGGUCUUGAUGGAUGAGAAUCCAGCAACCGAAGAAAACCCAGAAACUCCCAAUGUACGUAGCAGCUACGGCCUUUCGACGAUUAGCGGCACCGCA
Rhodamnia argentea is the source of this 3394-nucleotide messenger RNA. RefSeq names its product receptor-like protein kinase HSL1. The transcript is spliced from 2 exons. Lineage: Eukaryota; Viridiplantae; Streptophyta; Magnoliopsida; Myrtales; Myrtaceae. The record is from RefSeq and is a predicted model, not a curated record. The coding region runs from base 139 to 3204 and encodes 1021 amino acids. Gene Ontology annotation, biological process: protein phosphorylation. Gene Ontology annotation, molecular function: protein kinase activity; protein binding; ATP binding.